AGAUGGCUCGCGCGAUCGCGCUGCUCGUCGCGUCGUCGCUGCUCCCGCUGGUCGCGGGGCAGGCCGCGCAGCAGUGGCUCGACACUCUGACUCUGCACUCGGCUCGGCUGGUGCUGCGGCUGUCGACGCUCGCCGAUGGAGACGACCCAGUCGGCGGCGGGCAGAAAAUGUCAAUUGUGCUCACCGAGGCGGCUUGCUUCAACAUUCGGGUGGGCCACGGCCAUGGCGAGACUGCCCUCGACUCGCACGUCGAGUUUGGAGGCGGCGCAGCCACAGGGGCAGCGGCAGGCGCGGACGGCGGCAGCGGUUCAAUCAGCGGCUGGACGCAGCUAGUGGUGGCGUUCCGCGAGGUGGACUUCACCUGCCACUUUGGAAGGGUGGAGGGGUUCGACGGCUGGACCGAGCCGGUGGGCGGAGAGGACGGCGUCAGCCUGCAGCUCCCAGCGGCCAAGCUGGGCAUCGUCCACACGCUCGUGAUCGGUGACCCGGCAGAGGAGGUGGAGCUGUCGGUCAAGGACGUCGCUGGCGAGAUCGCGCUGCAGGUGCACGUCGACGCAGACUCGAUCCCGGAGCGGCUCUCCGCGCCCUUCGCACAAGUGACCCCUCCCUCGGACCGGAUCGCCAUCACCGUCCACCACCUCCUCACCGACUUCAUCGUCAACACUUUCAUCAACUCGUUCGGGGUGCUGGUGCAGCACCUCCUCUCCGCCUUCGUCACCGACAUGAUCGCCUACCUUGUCGAGCAGCAGGGCACCGAGGCGAUCCAGGCCCUCCGACGCCUCCUUUUGCCUCAGAUCGCCGCCGACCGAGCCGGCAGCGAACACCAGGCCCUGCCACAGCCGGCGGGCCGGCAAAUCAUCGCCGACGGCGGCCGACUGCCGGGUGCCGCGUGA
Molecule: messenger RNA, 893 nt
Organism: Emiliania huxleyi CCMP1516
Lineage: Eukaryota; Haptophyta; Isochrysidales; Noelaerhabdaceae
Exons: 6
Source: RefSeq, a predicted model, not a curated record